AUGACGUUGAGAGAAUUCAGAGAUAUCGGCCGGGGUUCCAACCCGUUGCGUAUCGUGGACAUGUUUGGGGAGCUUGGGGUUGGCUCUCCAAACGAGGUGCAGUUACUGUGCCUCGACGGUUCCGUCCCACCACCACCAGCUCCCAGACGAAUCGUUGAAGCGAUCAGCUUCAAGGGUAUAAACCCCAGUCUACUAUCCGGUAAUGUCUGUAUCGUUGAUUUCGGAUUGUCAUUUCUCACCGAUAGUCCUCCGCCUGGCAUCCCUGGGACGCCCCGCUCCUUCCUUGCACCAGAACUAUGUUUCGGGGCGCAGAGGUCGCCGACAAACGACGUAUGGGGCCUGGGUUGCCUGAUAUUCGAACUCUACACCGACCGGGUUCUCUUCCCGCUCAUCUUUGACCAGCUGGACCUCCUGAUUGGGACAAUUGUCGACACGCAAGGUCAACUCCCUCCGCGGUGGGAGGGCCACUUUGUCAACCAGGCCGACCGGGUCUUCGAGCCAGGACACAAGGACUUUUGGUACGAUCCGUCCUUCAAGCCGAACCGGCCUCUCGAGCGUCAGGUUGCCGAGAAGUGCCCGCAAAUUCCGGAGCAUCGGAGGCGGUUUUUCCUGGACCUCCUGGCUGGUGCGCUGAGCUUGGAUCCUACCCGUCGGCUCAGGGCCGCAGAGAUUGCGGCACACCCGUGGUUCUCCUUGGGAGACAGCCCAGAAGAGAGUUAA
This is a messenger RNA of Phialemonium atrogriseum, 720 nucleotides long. Its product is annotated as kinase-like domain-containing protein. The transcript has 2 exons. Gene Ontology annotation, molecular function: protein serine/threonine kinase activity; ATP binding. The record is from RefSeq and is a predicted model, not a curated record. Gene Ontology annotation, biological process: peptidyl-serine phosphorylation; peptidyl-threonine phosphorylation. Lineage: Eukaryota; Fungi; Ascomycota; Sordariomycetes; Cephalothecales; Cephalothecaceae. Bases 1 to 720 code for a protein of 239 amino acids.